Messenger RNA from Parus major (Great Tit), 896 nucleotides. RefSeq names its product seryl-tRNA synthetase 2, mitochondrial (gene SARS2). The record is from RefSeq and is a predicted model, not a curated record. Gene Ontology annotation, cellular component: mitochondrion. Gene Ontology annotation, molecular function: ATP binding; serine-tRNA ligase activity; tRNA binding. The annotation marks the transcript as partial. Gene Ontology annotation, biological process: mitochondrial seryl-tRNA aminoacylation. The transcript has 7 exons. Lineage: Eukaryota; Metazoa; Chordata; Aves; Passeriformes; Paridae.
AUGGGAAAACAGGAAAACAAAUGGGGAAAGGGGAGAAAAAACAGGGAAAAAGCAGAGAAAGAGGGGAGCAGAUGGAUUUAGGGGUCACCCUGUGCCCUCCCAUCCAGGCUAUUUCAUGGACCACGCCGUGCAGCUGCAGGACCUUCCUGUCAGGGUCGUGUGUUCCAGCACCUGCUACCGCGCCGAGACCGACACGGGCCAGGAGCCCUGGGGGCUCUACCGCGUCCACCAGUUCACCAAGGUGGAGAUGUUCGGGGUGACGGCGGCCGAGCGCGGGACGGAGAGCGAGGAGCUGCUGGAGGAGUUCCUGGCGCUCCAGAAGGAGAUUUUCUCGGAGCUGGGGCUCCAUUACCGCGUCCUGGACAUGCCCACGGAGGAGUUGGGGCUCCCCGCCUACCGCAAGUUUGACAUCGAGGCCUGGAUGCCUGGACGGGGCAAAUUCGGGGAGAUUUCCAGUGCUUCCAACUGUACGGAUUACCAGAGCCGGCGGCUGAACAUCAUGUACAGCGGGGAGGGGGGCCGGCUGAGCCACGCCCACACGGUGAACGGCACCGCCUGUGCCGUGUCCCGGAUGCUCAUCGCGCUCCUCGAGUGCAACCAGCUCCCGGACGGCCGUGUCCGGGUGCCCCCCGUGCUGCAGCCGCUGGUGGGGCAGGAGGUGCUGGCCCGGCCCCCCGGCCCCCUCCUGCGCUACAUCGGCCCCAACCAGCCCGGGGGGGGCCCCCCCAAAACAGAGGGGGGGUCCUGAGGUGGGGAGGGGUCCCCGUGGAGGAGGCAGAGCGUGGCUGGAGCUGGGACAUCGAGGGAUGGACACGACACAGGGGACACAGAGAACCCUGUCCAGCGUGUCCCCGAGGUGACAAAUCCCGACAAUAAAUCCUGGAAAUCUCCCCUGC